CGCCAUCUCCUCUGUCACUUUCUCAUACAGACGCAUACACCUACCUCAACCUUGGAGGCUUUUCCUCCCAAAAGAACCCAUUCUCUUUUCAGUUUUCUGGUUUUCAUUUUUCCUCUCACGCCACCGAUCGCCUUUCUAGCAGAGCCGUCCGAUUGAAUAUCGACGGUAGAGAAGAAGUAGAAGCGCCGUAAUAUUACUUUUCCGUCAAGGGCACUUCGGGAAGAGAGAAUAGGAGAGCCACAGCUUUCCUCACCAGGCACAGCAAAAGAUGCAGCGUGCCCUUAUGAGAACCAGUCGCAAUGUUGAAGAGGUUGCAGAUGGAAGAAGCACUCUAUCAAAAAAAUCUUUAGGACGAAACAGUUGCAAAUUUUCUCCAAAGGACCCUGUAGUACCUGCUUCCUUACAGAGGGAUUCUGAAGAAAGGUGGAUUAUCCUUACAUUUUUUACAGUUGAAGUUGAUGCUCCCUUGAAAAAUUUUGAACCCUUUCUUCUGCCUCUGCAAGGCCCUGAACAUAGAAACUGUUUGGGAUCUGGAGAUCAACUAAAAAUGGAUGGUCUUGAUCAAGUAUCUCAACCACCCGCUAUUUGGUUUCGUAUUUAUCAGCAAAGGGCAGAGGUGAGUGACCCACCAGGUCGUGCUUGUUCUGCAAAGCCAUUUACCACCAGCAGUUCGUCUGGGGUAAAUGUUCCAAGUCGAAACAGGGGCUCAGUAAAUAGAAGAACUAAAGCUGCUAAAGUUUCUGUCAGUUAUUGCCAGCAGAAUUGUAAUGCAUCCAAUGAUUCUUCUGGCUCUGUUUACAAUGGUUCUAGUGCUACUUGUUCAGCUGACCUAGCCAAGGAUGUCCCUAAAGUAGACAAGCCUAUAAAAGGAAGUUCAAAAAAGAAGGUAAAAAGGAAGGGCAAACUGCACAAAAAGCCUUCGUCUCAUAGCAUUGGUGCAACAACUGCAUGUAAGGAAGGCAUCCAUAGCACUUCAGCCUAUGAAACAUACGCUGACAAUGAAUCAGCUUAUGGGGAAGUACUUGCUUCUGAGAAUGCAACAGGAUCUGAUUUGCCAUUUCAAAAGCCUACAGUGGAAAAGGUUGAUAAUGAGGGAAGUAGCAAUGAUGUUCUAAACUUUUCUGCAGCUACUACAGCGACCACAUCUUGUAGCGAUGAGGUGGAUGAUUUAGAAACAGCAGCUUCUUUACCACAGGACUUUACUACAAACAUGAAUCAUGCAACAAGCAAAAUUCUAUCUGAUUUUGCCGAGGAAGCUGCAAAUGCACAUCUGAAGCGAAGCUGCAAUCGUGAUGAUUUCUGUUCUGGCAAUUUUUCUGAUGAAUACAGUACUCUAAUGUUAGAUUCUUACUCUGAUGAAAUAUCUGCACAAAUAGAAACCCUAGAAAGGCUUUCAAAUACUAUUGAUUCAGAAGCAUCCUCAUUAAAAUCAGAAGACGACAACUCAUGGAAGAAGGUCUCUGGAAAGUCGAAGAGGAAACCCAGUUCAGGAUCAAAGCAAGAGCAUAACCAUAGUUCCAGGAAGGGGGCUCAUACUAGUAAACCCGACUUGACUAGGUCAGCUAGGACAAACUUGCAAUGGAAGGAAGCAUCAGAAAAUUUGUCACCGUUGAAUUAUCGGAGAAGCGUUGCCACUGGCUCAAGAUCUCCUUGUCAGACUGAUCGUCGAAGAGUGGGAGUUUCUCCAACUGAUCGAGUCAAUUUCUGUCCCUCUGAACCACUUCAGAACUCAGAAGUUUGCUCAGGUGAAACAAAAUCACUGCAUUAUGUUCCUACUAUAGUUUCUGAUAUGCAUGCCCAAACCGCACUGAAUCGGAUCAGUCCAUUUUCUAGGGCAUUGAAUUCUUCAGAACAAAUGUGUCAGCUUGAAGUGGAUUCUGAUGGUCCCUCCAAGUUCCAUAAGGAUUUGCAUGGAGAUCCUUGUUUUCCAACUGGUAAUGCAGGUAACGGACCUGCAAACUUAGAACAUGAAGUUCCUCAUCCAGAAUAUCGCAAGCAAGAUCAAAAUUUUGGAUCUAUCUUGCAGAAGUGGAUUCCUGUUGAGAAAAAAGAUGCAGUGGUGUUGAAAACAAGCAGAUCCAACGAUUUAUCAACCUCUCAUCUUGAUGUACCAGCUAUUGAUCAUUGUUGUUUGAGGAACAUUGAAGAGAAGUCAAGUGCGAAUUCUUACUGUCAUGUUUCUUUGCCCAAUACUAGAGUGACAUGCUUGGGCCCCAGUUAUGGAAUUGCAGAUUGCUCUUCUCCUGGGGAUGAGGGGCAGUCUGACAAGUUGAAAUCUCAAAUGCCCAGCAUACCCAUAGAGCACAGUAGCAUGUAUAUCGCAUCUAACUGCCGUUCAAUUCAUAAGUCGAAAGAUCAGAGCAUUUCUGCAAUCGAGACUGAUUCAGAUAAGAUAGUACAAGUUGUGAAUGAUGCCUACAGGUUGCAAAUAGAAUCUGAAGGUGUUCAACUGGCCACGGGCAGUCCGCUUGCUGAGUUCGAAAGACUUCUUCAUUCUGCUUCUCCAGUUCUCGAGGAAACACACAGUGUUCGGCAUUGCAAUAUUUGUUCAGGGAAUCGGCUGAUUGGCGAUUCUCUUUGCAGACAUCAGAUACCUAAUAUUUCUUUGAGAAGUCUUUGGCAGUGGUAUGAAGGACCUGGGAGCUAUGGACUGGAAGUAAAGGCAGAGGAAUAUCAUAACUCCAAGAGAUUGGGUAGUGACCAUUUUGAGUUUCGUGCAUAUUUUGUUCCCUUUCUUUCGGCACUGCAGUUGUUUGGCCAUUCGAGGAGUUCCACAUCUGCUAGCCAUGCCAUGCCAAGCUCUGAGUUGAUGAAAACUUGUGAUGUGGAUGCAACUUCGGACAUUUUAUCUAACUUGAGCCAUCUGCCAAAUUCCUCUAUGCAACUGCCCCAGCUUUGUAGAGAAGAGAGGAGAAGCUCAUCUCUUCCUGUGAGUUCAUUGCAUAAUUCAGAUACAUCAUUUGCAUCUGGUCAAGAUGAGGCCUGUAAUAGUUCCUCAUGCGUUUGCGAUUCAGAUCUACUCUUUCAGUAUUUUGAAUCUGAGCAACCUCAGCAGCGGCGGCCAUUGUUUGAAAAGAUAAAGGAGCUGGUUAGAGGCGAUUCAACUUCAAGUUGGCAAGUAUUUGGAGAUCCGUCGAAGCUAGAUUCCAUGCAUCUAUCUGAUCUCCAUCCUUCAUCCUGGUAUUCAGUAGCGUGGUAUCCUAUUUACCGGAUACCUGAUGGUAAUUUCCGUGCUGCAUUCUUGACAUACCAUUCACUUGGCCAUUUAAUUCGUCGAAACACCUCAUCAGAUUUUCUUAGCAGGGAUGCUUGUAUAGUUUCUCCAGUUGUGGGUCUGCAGAGUUACAAUGCACAGGGCGAAUGCUGGUUUCAACCGAGGAACUCCACUGCAAUCCACACACAAGGAACCCCAUAUUUCGUCCCAUCUGGGCUUCUGAAAGAGCGUCUUAGGACACUUGAACAAACAGCUUCUGUGAUGGCAAGGGCCUCAGUUCGUAAGGGUGACCAGAAGUCUGUGAACAGGCAACCGGAUUAUGAGUUCUUCCUAUCCCGCAGACGGUAAGUGCUGCCCUCCUUUUCAGGUCCGCACUCAUCCACUAAAGCUAUAUCUGCAUUUUUUCCCAAUAAAGCAGAAUACAGUGAGAAUAACCCACAUAAUUUUCCAAAAGCAAGAAUCUAACCUGUGACCGAGUGCCCCCUUUUGUUGUCUUUCUUGUACCAUAACUGUAUAUGGAUUUGUUAUAGGUUCUUUCCUUUUAUAAUUCUGAGGUCUUAGGGGUUCUGCUGUAAUUAAUCUAGCUCUAUAAACAUAUGGUUUUUCCCCACCUCUAAAAGUUUAUUGUGUAAGCAUUUUAGGCGUGUAAAACUUGCAUGUUUUAGGGUUAAUAUGGUUUAGCUUUUGUUUU
Molecule: messenger RNA, 3905 nt
Organism: Magnolia sinica
Lineage: Eukaryota; Viridiplantae; Streptophyta; Magnoliopsida; Magnoliales; Magnoliaceae
Exons: 7
Coding region: 269-3562 (1097 amino acids)
Source: RefSeq, a predicted model, not a curated record